Messenger RNA from Brassica napus (rape), 1092 nucleotides. RefSeq lists its product as uncharacterized. NCBI's taxonomy places the organism in Eukaryota, Viridiplantae, Streptophyta, Magnoliopsida, Brassicales, Brassicaceae. The record is from RefSeq and is a predicted model, not a curated record. Bases 1 to 1092 code for a protein of 363 amino acids. The transcript has a single exon.
AUGCCACCUCCGGAGCUUAAAGCUGAUGGCACUCUCCGCUUCCCAUGGGCUGCAAGAUUGGGUCCCCAAUCACGCAAUAUGUAUCGGGAAGCUUCACCUACCUACCGACUCGAUGGUACACCUGAGGUAUCAAUCCCUUCUAAAGUCUUUAGAUUAGGACCAGAGAACAAGGAUGAAUAUGUUAUUGGAAAAUUUCAUAAAUGUUAUUUACCUCCGGGUGGCCUAGUUCAUGUUGUAGUCAAUAGACUCUGGGGAAGAAGCUGUAAGAUUUCCUGUAAGAAGCUUAAUGAUCCAUCGUAUAUGUUUCAUAUCCCACAUCAACCUACUCGUCAAUGGAUUAUUCAAAGAGGAGUAUGGCAUAUUGACAAUUUCUUGCUUUUUGUGUUGCCGUACACAUCAGAGGGUUCAUUCAAAAUUCCAGAAGUUUCAACUCUUCUAGUAUGGGUGACUUUGAAGGACAUUCCCGACUGCUGCUACUCUAGAUUGGGUAUUAGUCAUGUUGCCUCUGGUCUCGGUGAGCCCAUCUUAACACAUAAACAUCGUCUAGAUCCUACCAACAUGGGCGAAGCCAAAGUAUUGGUGGAAAUGGAAUUGGAUAAGGACUUUCCAAAGCUUAUAGCUCUUGAUGAUAAACAAGACAAUAUUUUUCUGAUUAAGGUUGACUAUACUUGGAUCCCUACUACAUGUGAGAGGUGUGGGUGUUUAGGCCACAAAGAGAAGAGGUGCCUUCAGCCUCCCAAAGUUCCAGAGAAUUCUACCUUGCUGUCAAAUUCAGUGGCUAUUAGUGCGGAUGUACCUGUUGUGGAUAUUGACAUCAUUAUUCAUCAAAAUGAGAAUGAUGCCCCAUAUACUUCAACAUUUCAACAAAAAGAGCUCACUGACCAAGAAACCACCACUUCUAAAGUUGCUCCAAGCUCAGGUUUGGAUUUUGUUACUGAUCAUGAACCACUGUUUGUUUCCUCAGAUGUUUCUACGGAAAGCCAAGUUGCAUCUGCUGCAUCGCCAAGCUUGAUCACUUCUACAGCCAUCUUAGCAGAUGUUCUAUCUGCUCAUGAUGCCACUACAACACCCAUUAUGGAAACUGUUGCAUGA